AUGAUCUCAGGCGGUCGUGGAGAAUGUCUAGCUGGUGGAGUGGCAGACGUGAUUACGUGGAGGCGCGCUGCGCUGAAGGGAGGUCAGGAGCGGUCAUUAAAAUGGAGCGACGACUCGACAAAAAAGAGCAUUUUCGACACCUGCUUUUUGCGUGUAAUGGAAGUGCCAAAUUCACAGAAUGUGCUUGGCGAAAAAGCGAUGCCUCAUAAGUCGGUUCAAAAUUGGCCCAAGCGAUUCAAAGACGGCAAAUUCCACCUCAACGGCAUCAACCGCACCGAACGCUCCUCUGCAUUCCAUGGAAAGCGUCUGAAUCAGCCAGUUCACAAAGAUCCACGCCAAUUGGCGAGCGAAUUGGCAAGGCAUAAUUGGCGAGAAUAG
Molecule: messenger RNA, 378 nt
Organism: Necator americanus (New World hookworm)
Lineage: Eukaryota; Metazoa; Nematoda; Chromadorea; Rhabditida; Ancylostomatidae
Exons: 2
Coding region: 1-378 (125 amino acids)
Source: RefSeq, a predicted model, not a curated record